Messenger RNA from Arabidopsis thaliana (thale cress), 624 nucleotides. RefSeq names its product Chaperone DnaJ-domain superfamily protein. Lineage: Eukaryota; Viridiplantae; Streptophyta; Magnoliopsida; Brassicales; Brassicaceae. The record is from RefSeq and is marked reviewed. The coding region runs from base 1 to 624 and encodes 207 amino acids. The transcript is spliced from 2 exons.
AUGAUGAUCAAUGUUUAUAUCUCUGCAUCAAACAAAGAAGAAGGAGAAUCUGACUGGUAUGGAAUCCUUGGUGUUGAUCCUUUAGCUGAUGAUGAAACAGUGAAGAAACAUUACAAGACCUUAGCUCUGUUGCUUCACCCGGACAAGAACAGGUUUAAUGGUGCGGAAGAGCCUGCUUCUUCUUCUUCGUCGAAACCGGUGGACAUGACCUUUUCGACAGUGAGCAUGACCUUUUCGACAGUAUGCAAUAAAUGCACAACGAGAUGUUGUCAUUUUUCGACGCAGAAUCAUCUUAACAAGACCUUUCCUUGUCCAAACUGUGGUCAGAAUUCGGCUAUGACCAAUAUAUCAUCGACAGAGGUGAUCAAUGGGAGGACAUUCAUCAGAGUCUCUGUUUCUCCGCAACAAGAAGAACCAUCGAGGGCCAAUUCUCAAGCAACUAGCAGACGUAGCACACGUCAUGAUGAUGCAAACUCUACUGAGAGUUUUUUCAAGAAACCAAUGCCGACAACAGGAGAUGCAAACUCUACUCAUGAAGCUCAGAGGCUUUUCAAGAACCCAAUGACGACAACAGGAGAUGCGAACUCUACUCAUGAAGCUCAGAGGCUUUUCAAGAACCCUUAG